Molecule: messenger RNA, 1472 nt
Organism: Ilex paraguariensis (yerba mate)
Lineage: Eukaryota; Viridiplantae; Streptophyta; Magnoliopsida; Aquifoliales; Aquifoliaceae
Source: the annotation of a GenBank genome assembly
GGAAAAAGUUCAACCAUGUUAUCUCUGCUCAUCAAUAUACUAUGGUGGACAAGAUGUCUAUUCUCAACCUCAGAAUACCCAGACAAUAUGAGUAUACAUUAACCUAAUUGAAAUGAAUACUGCAUUAUAGUACAUUUUGAGCACACUUCCUGAGAGAGUUCUAUAAAUGCAACUCAAAAAGCAUAACUAAUGUUGCAAAAAUUAAAAACCAUGCAUCAUACUUGUAGUUAAUCAGGUUAUUCAACUUCCAUGGCACAUAUCUGUAAGAAUUCUACUCAUGGCAAUGAAUCCGGGGACUAACGAAAUAACUUUUACUGUGUUUCAGAAGCAGAAAGGAAAUGAAAUUAAUCAUCAAGAGUUUAAUAAAAAUUCGGGAGAAGAUGACUCUAGCAGUGCUUCAAGAGGAAACUGGUGGCAAGGUAUGAAGUAUGACAUUUUCUGGAACAGCAAGCGGAUUCCAAUAUGUAUUGCCCUAGCAGAUUUUCUGUUCAAAUAUUUGUUUUGGCAGGUUCUCUCCAUUAUUAAGCGCUCAUUACCCAUGGCUUGUGAACUUUACAUAUACUAGGUAUUUUAUUUAUGAAACUCUAUUUGAGAAAUUAGAUGCGAGUUCUUUUAUUGGUUUUCAUUCUCAAUUCUAACUUCUAAAAAGACCUUGAUAAGUACCAGACAUGGACCAUUCAAUGGUGUUUCCUUGGAUGGUCAUAGACUCUGAGACUAGGUUAUCUAGUCUAGUGAUGUUUUCAUCACAAUUUUGCACAUCAUACAUAUCUCUAAUCUAACAUGUGCAUUGAAUGUUUUUAGUUUCUAGGUUUGAAAAUUUCUGCUGAGGCAUAAUAGAUUUGUUGUCUUCGAAUCCCAUGACCAAGUAGCACAAAAAUUAAUUUUAGAAAGGGUAGUUCAGAAAAUGAAACUCUCUUUUCUAUGAGUACCACUAUCACUCCCAUUUGCCAUUUGGGGUGUCAAUUUCAUGCAUAAAUAUUAGCGCGACAUAAACCCAUGAACCCAGAAAAACAGAGGGGGAAAGAAGAUUGAAAAAAUUCAAAUGGAAAGAAGUUUGCAUGUGAAGGACUAUAUCAUUGAUGUAGUUUCAUUUAACUGCUUGUCAUCCCAAAUUGAUAUAGCUUAAUAUCUUCUCUUUUAUUGAUAUAGCGUAUAUGAAAGACGGAUAGUAGCCUGGUCGUUGCAGGCAGCCUGUAAUUGCUUCCUCCUGUCAAGCAUUAUAUGUAUUUGACAGUUAUAUGUUCUUUCUAGGGAGUUUGUAUGCCAGUCUCCUUCUGUGGUGGACAGUUUUAACAUAAAAAUUCAGUACAAUCUUUGUGUGGCUGAACUUUCUCUGCUUUCUUACCCAAAAAAAUGUCAUUUGCUAGAAACCCUUCAAUCAUCCUCGUCAAUGGACAGUGACCCAACAUGUGGAACAAUGUUGUAAUCUGUGUUAUGGUUUUGUUCAUUACCAACUGUUGAUUUAGCUCUUG